Molecule: messenger RNA, 576 nt
Organism: Sparassis crispa
Lineage: Eukaryota; Fungi; Basidiomycota; Agaricomycetes; Polyporales; Sparassidaceae
Exons: 3
Coding region: 1-576 (191 amino acids)
Source: RefSeq, a predicted model, not a curated record
AUGUCUGGCUCGUCUGUUCCAAGUCUUUCCCAGUGGACUCAGGAGCAUCUGAAGGCUGUACUGGACGCCGCGUCCGAGGAAGCGUUUCAUACGGCCUUUGACGCCUUCAUCUCCAAACACGUCCACAUUAACGUCAAUGGAAAACAUAUCACUCGCGAGCAAUAUAAACAGUUGUUACUUGGCGAGAAGACUUUCGGGACCACUGCAGCUCCAUGUACUCUGCUGUUUGAAGCUGUAGUUGAAGUUCCCGCCGACAGUUCUCAUCCUGCAAUGGCGGGCACAGUUGGUUUGUUCUACGAGGCUGUCGUAACUGGGCGGUACGUGGUGUUGGGCGUACCGAACACUAGUACGAUCCGUUCAUCAUUGAACAUCGUGAUUACCCCCGAUACCUCUCUGGCACACGAGGGCACUGGCUAUACCCUUGAUACUCGCAGGGUGUCGCACUUGAACGAGGUAGUAGUGGAUGAAGAAAACCCCAUGGUCCACCCCAAGCCCAGGCGCGCUAGUCGACGUACUUCCCUCACUUCCCCUCCCCCAGAUGCGAAUGCGACCACGAUAGUAAGCGCCAGCGCCUGA